This is a messenger RNA of Alnus glutinosa, 1394 nucleotides long. Its product is annotated as protein S-acyltransferase 10. Gene Ontology annotation, biological process: peptidyl-L-cysteine S-palmitoylation; protein targeting to membrane. Gene Ontology annotation, cellular component: endoplasmic reticulum; Golgi apparatus. Lineage: Eukaryota; Viridiplantae; Streptophyta; Magnoliopsida; Fagales; Betulaceae. The record is from RefSeq and is a predicted model, not a curated record. The transcript is spliced from 12 exons. Gene Ontology annotation, molecular function: protein-cysteine S-palmitoyltransferase activity. Bases 30 to 1106 code for a protein of 358 amino acids.
GGGCUGUUGGUAAAUAGGGAAGGGAAACCAUGGGCGGGGUUGGGCCUACGAUGUAUUUCGUCAUAGACAAACCUAAAAGCUUCCUUCUUUUGAUGACGGAUCGAGCUAUGGGCCGAUGCUACCACCUCGUUCCUUGUCUCUCCGAUCCUGCUCGGAGAUCUUCGCUGGGUCUGAAAUUGGCGUUGGUGACGCUGCAUCUGGUGUACGCUGGCAUUCUCUUUCUGUUUGAUGAAGAUUUUAUAGAAAAGACGAAAAGUGAGCCAUGGUAUACUGCUUUAUAUUUGUUGUUGUUUUUCGCUACACUGGUUCAGUACUUUAUUACCUCCAGUUCUUCUCCUGGCUAUGUCAUUGACGCGAUGAGAGCUGUUAAUGAGAAAAAUGUAAUAUUCCAAAAGACUUCAGCGGCUUCAAAACAGCCUGCUUCAAGCAAAAAUGGAAGCUUGGUAAUUACUGUGGACGGGAGUCAACUGGGAAGAAAUCUUCUAGGAAGUAACACAACAUCAUGGUCAAAGCUGGUUAUGGACAUGUAUCCCCCUGGAACAUCUACUAGAAAUUGGAUUUGCUCCUACUGUAAUGUUGAGCAGCCUCCACGAGCAAAGCACUGUCAUGACUGUGAUAAAUGCGUCCUUCAGUUUGAUCAUCAUUGUGUUUGGCUUGGGACAUGCAUUGGCCAGGGCAACCAUUGUCGAUUUUGGUGGUACAUUUGCGAAGAGACAGCACUGUGCCUCUGGACUGGCAUUUUGUACAUCACAUACCUGAAGGCUAAUAUAUCAAGGGCUUGGUGGAAGGAUGCAAUCAUGAUACUGCUUUUGAUUACUUUGUCAAUCUCCCUAAUCUUUCUGCUCCUCUUGCUACUAUUUCAUAGUUAUCUUAUUUUGACAAAUCAGACUACCUAUGAACUUGUGAGACGUAGACGCAUCAACUAUCUAAGGGGAAUUCCUGAAAGAGUGUAUCCUUUUAGCAAAGGAAUUUGCAGAAAUUUGCACAGCUUCUGCUGUGCUCAAAGCAGCGUAUACAGUAUGGAACCAUUACCCACAGCACAGGAAGUUGAAGAAAAAGUAAGGCCCUACACAUGCUCGGAUCUUGUGACCGGUCGUUGUUGCUGACCUUAUCCAGACAUACAAUGAGUUUCACAUUUGUUCCCUGCAAAUUCAUGGAGCCCAGAAGAACCAUGCCUGCAUAUCCAUUUGUUUGAGUGGCUAAAGGUUAAUCUUGAAGCUGCUGUAUGUUGGUUCUUAGGCUUGUCUCUUUAUUUUUGGCUGGGUUCUUAGGUUUGUCCUAGUGAUUUUUUUCUUGUCAUAUGGUUUUUGUGAAUGAAAGAUUCAUAGAUAUUCUUGUACCGGUUUGUAUACUGCCCAUGCUUCCAUCUGAUUAUCAUAUUGACUUUUAUCAAA